UGUUGUUCUGGCUUUUCUCUUACCAAUGUCAGAACAAAUAGUACGGAAGCAUCGUACGUUUGGAGGAGAGCAGCUAAAAUGAGUGUUGCGUGAGCAUAAACAUAGUUUCUGUGUUGGUUUCGUUCGUUUUCAAGUGCACCUUCUGUCAAACGUUUCCCGGUGAUCCAGGUCCAGUGCAUGCAGCGGUGGCCACUUGUUACCUGUUAGCGCCAUCGUCUGCUCGAAUGCUACCCAAACCCCGAGCACCCAUCGUUCUGUGUUACCUGGCGUAUCGGCACACAUCCAGCAAUAAUGCUCUCGUCAAGCUAGCGCCAAACAUACAAAAAGUGUCCUAAGUGAAUGCAACCAGUGUCUACUUGUUACUUCCUGUUAGUGCAAUUCCUCUGCCAGCCCUCCCCCCCCAAAUCCUGCAGCGCUCAGUCAACGACGGCGGACGGCGCACCUGCGACACGGCAAUGUUUUUGUUCUAGUGAGAUCAUGUUCCUCCUUUAAUGCGUGGCGAUGCGUUUUUGUGCUUGUACAAGGAGGAAUAUUGAAUAUCUGUUUAACUUACGCCGUCGAAGCUACCGUUAAAGUUGCAACAUUGCUCGCACAGUGACCAGUAGAAUUAGAAACAUCACUCCAGAAAGAGGAACAGACCAUUAUCAUCUCGUUACGGGCAACGCCACAUUAAUCUCUAAUUUAGCAGCGACAGUGCCGGCAUUAGUCGCACACAGGCAUCGUAAAAAGGUACAACAAGCAACAGAUAAGCAAACUUCGGCAGUGUGUACAACGAGACGGCGGCGGCUGUGCAGCACCACACAACGACGGAACGUGCUCGAAGAUGAACUUUACACAGUUCACCAAUCCAUUCGCCAAUGGUUCGAAUCAGUUUGCGACCGGAAAGUUCCCCCAGAACCUUAGCACGGCAGCAUCCAACGGGCAGGUUCUCGGCCUGGUGUCCGGAAGUGAGGGAGCGAUGCAGUUUCUCCGACCAGUGGAAGGAACGGCUGUCAGCGCGGCGUCCGCCAUGUUUCAUCAGCAACAGUCGCAGCACGGCCAGAUCGUGACGACGGCCGGUAUGCCGCACCCGGGGAUGGCGUCCCCGGCGUACAUCACACUCCCCAUCACGAUGCCGGGCGCAAAGCCGGGCGAUGCACAGCAAACCGUCCAGAUUCAGGUGCUGAACCCCAAUCCAGUACCGUCGCAGGUCAGUGGCUCGGCUGCGGGAGGCCAGGGCCAGACCGGAUCGACACCGUCCGGGGCGCUGCAGACACCCAAAUUUCAGAUGGGUCAAAUGCAAAUUCCCAUCCAGGGCUUUCAGCAGGGCACCACGGUGCUAACGGUGGCCUACAGCCCCCAGGACGAGGAGGUCCUUCACAACCAAGGGCUGCCGGAGGGCAUGACAAUAGUGGCCGCACUGCAGCCGCAGGACUUGCAGCUGCUCGCUUCACAAAACCCGGGCACCACGACGAUCCUGCAACAGCACCAACAGCAGCAACAGCAGUCGAAUCUAUCCUCAAACAAUGCAUCCUCCCCGGGUGGCAUAAAGAUAGACAGCGAGAACCCGCCACCCUUGCGACAGAUCAAGCAGGAAUCUCCAACCAUCUGGAACCAGCCGACGCUUGUUCCAACAUCGAUGCAUUCGGCCAGCAACAUUUUGGAGAUGGUGCAGCAGCAGCAACAGCAGCAGCAACAGCUCCAUCAAUUGCAACAACAUCAGCAGCAGCAGCACCAGCAGCAGCAGCAGCAACAGCAGCAGCAACAGCAACAGCAGUCGUCUAGGCCAACACAAAAUCUCAACCUUCAGCCAUACUUAAAGUUUAACGGCGGCAACAACGGCACCAACCCGGCAAUGACAACGCUCAUGAACGGCAACCACGUGCUGCAGCAGCUGGUGCUACCGCCCGGCGUGACGAUAGGUCCGGGGAUCAUUAAACAGGAAGUGCCGGACGAGCAUUCGAACGAGAACACUCAGUUCGGACCGGCGGACAGCUCGGGGCAGCUGGAAAACGGUUCACCGAACGCUCGCACCGCCAAUGGGCGGGAGGCUGAGGGCGAGCCGGGCGAGAAUGGGGACGGUACGGGCAAUGGGACCACUCCCAGCGGGAAGGCGCGAAAGAAACGCAAGUACAAAACGAAACCACCGAAACCGAAGCGCCAGAAACCGGGCCAGGUGCACAUCGCGACCGCAAUCGAUGGGACGGUACUGUUCUGCUGCCCGGAGUGCCACAUGGCCUACCCGGAGAAGGAAUGUCUCGAGCAGCAUCUGGUGGUGCACAAGAUCGAGCGGCGGUUCAUAUGUGAUAUCUGCGGCGCCGGGCUGAAACGCAAGGAGCACCUGGAGCGGCACAAGCUGGGCCACAAUCCCGAGCGCCCGUUCAUAUGCAACGUGUGCGAGAAGGGCUUCAAGCGGAAGGAGCAUCUCAAUCUGCACUUUGUCAUACACAGUGGCGUCAAGACGGAGAUUUGCGACGACUGUGGGAAAGGUUUCUACCGGAAGGAUCACCUGCGGAAGCAUAUAAAGUCGCACCUGAGCAAGCGGCUGAAGGAGAUAAGGGACACCAAUCGCAAUAACAACAACAAUAGCAACAGUAACAACAGAAACACCACCAACGGUGCUACCACCACGACAACGACGACCACGACACCGGCCAUUGCCAAUGGCCCACCGAGCACAUCGAUAGCGACGCUAUCCACGGGCAUCCCGCCCGGAUUGACAAUAACGACGUCCAGCGGGAACAACAUGCAGAGCGCGACCGGAGAGGGUCUCGGGGAAUCGAACUCCACGGCCCAGAAUCUACUACACAGUGCAAUAAGUCUUCCACAGGGUGUGACGAUACACGUACCAACUGCCGAUAAUCAAACGCUCCCGGUGCAGAUCUCCUUACCUCAUCUGGUGGCACAGCAGCAGACCGAUACGGACGGUAGCACAAGAACGGUGCUGGUGUCCAACUCGCCGGAGAACCUGAACCAUCAUCACAGUGCUACCACCACCACCACCACCACCAACGCGGGCACGGGCUCGCCCCCGUCCGCACCUACAUCGAGUGCAUUAUAAUGGUGCCUGGCCUGGAGCCAAGGGAGGAGGAAACUCUGCCAACCAUCAUCCAUCAUCAUCAUCGUUUGCCUUUCGAUGCUGUACAAAGCAGAUCUGUGGUGUGGUCUCGGAAAUACUCAACUAUAACCGCACACGGUCCACAGUGUCUCGUGCGUCGCCCAUAGUUUUAACAGCUUCCCGACGAGCUCGUAUACACCUAGUAGUGGCAUUUGUUUGUUUGUUGCUUCUUUCGAAUCAUCGUUACUUGAUAACAGCUCGUAUCGUGUGCAAAGCUGCACGCGCGUUGUCCGUUAAACGAUAUCGAGCUUUUGCUAUUUUAUGUUUAAACGUAUUUUUUAAAGUAUUUAACAACCUACCAACCUUUUAGCGAGUGUGCUCAGACUCAUAAGCAUAUUUAUUUUAACGCAAAAUGCAUCACAUAAACACACACGCACACACACAGAGCGACGAUUGUCCAUGGCUCAAGGGUCUACAACAUCGUCACUACAACCAACGUUACUUUUUGACCCCGAAAAGCUGGGUGAUUGGGGGGUGGCUGGGAGGUGACUUUUCACAUUUUUGUUUUUAUCUUAAACUAUUUGUUUUUAAUUUAUUUCGCACGCUGUUCGUUGCUAUGACGACGAAUGGUCCUAUUCCCAGGCCCGAUUGUUAAAGGUAACGUGAUAGCGGAAGUGUAGUUGUGCACAGCGUUGAUGGCCUGGGAAGGGGAAAAAUAGCGCCCAAACUCUGGAAUGCAGCUGUCCAUGGAUGCAACAGCUGAGCAACACCGUUCGUGAUGCUCGGUCCAGUUUUAUUUUUAUACAUGUUUAAUUGUUUCAUUCUCUCUAAAGUAAGCGCCGCACAAUAAUAGGGAAAGUGUUGUACAAUGGGAGCGUUGUAUAUAUGUGUAGGUAAAGAUUUGUAUAGAUGAUUUCAUAAAAAGAGAUGAAAAUAAAAUAAAAACAGAGCAAGUAUUAUA
Messenger RNA from Anopheles merus, 3998 nucleotides. RefSeq names its product zinc finger protein 853-like. The coding region runs from base 824 to 3040 and encodes 738 amino acids. Gene Ontology annotation, molecular function: RNA polymerase II cis-regulatory region sequence-specific DNA binding; DNA-binding transcription factor activity. Gene Ontology annotation, biological process: regulation of transcription by RNA polymerase II. Lineage: Eukaryota; Metazoa; Arthropoda; Insecta; Diptera; Culicidae. The transcript is spliced from 5 exons. The record is from RefSeq and is a predicted model, not a curated record.